CUCCUCCUCCUCCUCCUGGUGCCCACACGGACUCACAAGGACGAGCUUCCUGUCGGACGCCUUCAGGACUGAUUCCUUCACUUUUGGAUCUUUUUCACCUUUUUUAUUUUAUUCCAGGAGAAAUCUGUUUCAUGCGCGGGAUGCAGACCUCCUCCUCCUGCUCCUCCUCCUCCUCCUCCAUCACCAGCAUCAGCACCACCAGCAGCAGCAGCAGCAGCAGCGUUACCAGAGGGCCGAUGGGCCGAGCAGGACGGCCGGGAUUCAACCACCGAGCAGGUUCUGCCUCUGGCCCAGAUGCAGACGUCUGACGCUCCAACCGGACCCAACCUGGAGCGGCCAUGAUGGGAAGCAACCGGACGGCGAGGGCGUCUCAGCAGCAGAAACCAGGACUGAAAGGAGGUCAAGUUCUGCGCAGCAGUGACAGAACCGGACCGGCCCGUGUUUUCUAAGACGACUUCAUUCCUCCAGCCAGCAUGUCUGAGCGGUUCUAACCCAGAAUCACCUCCUGCUCCUGCGGUCCAUAAAGGCCGAGACUUCCUGAGAGCCGACAGCGGAGAUGAUUGUCUUCUGAUUCACCGCUUGUGGAUCUAACGGCACAAACGAUUGUCACACCUCUGGACCCAAACCCGAAGCUUCCACCGCCAGGAGGAACAUCUCAGCAGGACCAGAACCACUCGGCCUGGGACCGGACCUGUGGGAAGCAAAAUGAUGAACCACGUGCAUCCGGCACUGAGCUCGGAGACCACGGAGAAGGCUCGGCUGGAGCUGAACGAAAACCCCGACACUCUGCACCAGGACAUCCAGCAGGUGAGGGACAUGAUCGUGACGCGGCCCGACAUCGGCUUCCUGCGAACCGACGACGAAUUCAUCCUCCGCUUCCUCAGGGCCAGAAAGUUCGACCACAUGGAGACGUUCCGCCUGCUGGCCCAGUACUUCCAGUUCAGGCAGCAGAACCUGGACAUGUUCCAGAGCUUCAAGGUGGACGACCCCAGCAUCAAGCGAGCCCUGAUGGACGGGUUUCCAGGUGUGCUAGAGACUCCGGACCAGCAUGGGAGAAAGAUCCUCAUCCUGUUUGCCUCCAACUGGGACCAGAGCAGGAACUCCUUCAUUGACAUCCUGAGGGCCAUCCUGCUCUCCCUGGAGGUCCUGAUAGAGAGCCCCGAGCUGCAGAUCAACGGCUUCACCCUCAUCAUCGACUGGAGCAACUUCUCCUUCAAGCAGGCCUCCAAGCUGACGCCCAACAUCCUCAAACUGGCCAUCGAGGGUCUGCAGGACAGCUUCCCGGCUCGCUUCGGAGGGAUCCACUUCGUGAACCAGCCCUGGUACAUCCACGCCAUGUACACCAUCAUCAAGCCCUUCCUCAAGGACAAGACCCGCAAAAGGAUCUUCCUCCACGGGAACAACCUGAACUCUCUCCACCAGCUCAUCCAGCCCGAGUGUUUGCCGUCGGAGUUCGGCGGGACGCUGCCGCCGUACGAUAUGGGGAUGUGGGCGCGGACGCUGCUGGGGCCCGACUACAACGACGAGACGGAGUACACGCUGACGUACGACGCCCUGCACGUCAGGGAGAGCUGCGGAGGAGGAGGAGGAGGAGACAAGGACAUGAUGAAGAGGUCUCAGUCGACGGUGGAAGCUGCAGCGCUGCGGCAGAUGGACAGGGAGACCAGCACGCCGCUGCUGGCUCUGGACUGACCACGCCCAAACACGCUGAGACUCUAACCAGCGUCACUGGGGACACCGGCUGCCCGUUAACGGCUGGACUCUGAACGUCUUCUACACCAACGUCUGGACCUCAGUCUGUAGACGACUCCCAUUACUCUGACGCUUCGCCUGAAGGGAACCUCUGUUCUGACCCGCUGCGGUUCAAAUCCCGCAGAAACGUGGAUUAGCUUUAGCUUCAGGGAAACACGGGAUGGAUCGCAGAGAGAAGCCGUGUUUAACGUGUUUCACUGUGAGCAGUCCUGAACCAACACACCGCCUGUCUGAGCCGUCUGAUCCCCCCACCAGCUGAGCCAGAUGCUAACAAUGCUAACAAUGCUAACACCUCCAUCCCACCGUCAGGCCGCUUCCAGCUUCCUGUCCCACUCAGACGCUGCAGUGACUCCUUCCUGUGAACCGUGAGGAGUCCAGAAACCUGCUGGAACCGAGAUGUGGGCGUUUAAAACAUCGGCCUGUUGACAGUAAACGUUCAUUUAAGGCUCAGACGGAGCAGACAGCACCAACAAUAAUAAUAAUAAUAAGACUGGGAUAAAUCUGGCCUGAGCUGUGAGCAGUCUGCAGCUGGACAUCUGGAGACAUCUGGAGUAAUAAGACGUUGUUAAUAUGGUCAUUGUGGGUUCAUCCAGCAGAGCAGGAGGUUCUGGUCCAUAAUAACCACAGCGGUGGGCAGCAGAACCCAGCAGCUCUGUGCUUCGAUUCUUUAAGACUUUACAAGCCUGCAUACAAACUGUUAAAGAAGUGUUAUGAUAUAAAACGUGUUAUUUUCAGCCCAUAUUUAGUUUAAAAUGGGAGUUCAUCAGAUCAACCACCUAUUUUUAUGGUUUUAUCAUUUCAGGGUUGAUGAAGCUGUUUAUCAGAUGUUUGCUUGCAGUUCUCUCUGCUGCCACCAGGCGGCCGGGGGCUGAAUAAUGAGGUAGAGGAGGCUUUAAUUUGCCCCUUUUGAUGAAGCUGGGCUGUUUUAAUGUCAUUUUCCACAGAGUUAAAUCUUUCUACCUUUUAAACUUGGGCUGAAACACCAAACGCCACUUUCUGCUUUAGGAAACACCGACACUGUAAAGAAUGACGUGCAUGAAACUUUUCUACAAACCAAACCUUCACUCGCUCUGAUAGUUAAAAAGAUUGUUUUCAGUUAAAGAUUGUAACUUCCUGUUACCUGUGUCACUGCAGCGAGCAGAAAAAACGUAGUUCUCACCUGCUGCAGCAGGCGGGGGGGCACUGGAGCAGUUUCUGCAGCUUUAGCAGGACUGAGGCUCCGUCGUCGACCUUCAUGUAAUGUAUUUGCUUUCAACGAAUGUAUAGAAGUAAAGAUUUACACCAAA
Molecule: messenger RNA, 3038 nt
Organism: Fundulus heteroclitus (mummichog)
Lineage: Eukaryota; Metazoa; Chordata; Actinopteri; Cyprinodontiformes; Fundulidae
Product: clavesin-1
Exons: 8
Coding region: 706-1692 (328 amino acids)
Cellular component (GO): membrane
Molecular function (GO): phosphatidylinositol bisphosphate binding
Source: RefSeq, a predicted model, not a curated record